AUGGACGUCUUACCUAGGGAUCUCAUGCACAAAAUUCUCUUCAUGAUAGAUCACAGAUCCGUGGCGAUGAUGCGUUGCACAAAUAGAUCCCUCCAAACGCAUAUAAACGACCCAUAUUUUAAAUCUGAAUACUCUUCUCGGGUUGGAUCCGGUUUGGUACAUAUCUCGGCGUCUGGCUCAAGUUAUCUCUCCUACAACCCUAACGGCGAUUCUAGGUCACUCAAAACCAAAGAUACCUUAAAGGAGAGUCAUAUCCUGGGAUCUUGCUCUGGCCUUCUACUAGUCUUCAUUGAUGAUCGUCUAUGCGUCGUGAAUCCAGUUACCAAGAAGUUUCGAUACUUUAACCAGUCUUGGUUCAUGCGUUUCACUGGGGUGUUUAGCCAUACAGGCGUUGUUAAUCGGGGAAACAAAAAGCACAUCGGGUUGGUGGUUGAUCGAACCACCAAGAGUUUCAAAAUAGUCCACAUGGUCGAUGUGGGAACAGACUAUGAAAGUAGGUAUAAGUUUGAGAUCAACGGUGAAAACUCAUGGAGACGUCCAAAAACAACGCUUACUUGUCUCUCAAGCGUUCCACUGAAAACACCUGUUUACUUGGAAAGGUCUCUUCACUGGCUGAGAAACGACGGAAGCAUCGUGUCUUUCAAUCUCGAAACAGAGCAUGCACGACUUAUUCCGACCAGUUUUCCCCGGGGAUUGAGUUUAAAAACGCUAUUCACCUUAGGUAAUAAUGGACUAACAUUGAUAUCGGCAACGGAGGAAUACAUUUAUGUUUAUUCCCUUGAGAACAUUCUCCGUGAUCCUAAGUGGGUUUUUGUGAAGAAAAUCCAAAACAUAAUGAUGGACAAAAAGAAGCUUAGUUAUUGGAACUUAGAGGCUUACAACGGCAAGUGUUUAUUGUUGAGGGAGUAUAGGGCGAAGGAAGAAGAACCACUUUUUUGCGACCAAGUGGUUCAUGUGUACGACUUGAGUACUAACAAGUGGGUAGUCAUGGGUUCGAUUCCAGGGUGGUGUAGUGUAAAUCACGAAUUUUUUCAGUUCACACCGUCGACUUCUUAUGUAGUGGGACUUGAUGAGAUUUUGCCUUGGGCUGGCGGACGCAUCUCCUCUCUAAGCACUAUUAUGGCACUGAUUGAUGGAAGCUCAUCAGAAAAGGUGGAAAAACAAUUAGGAAAAGAUCAGCCGGACACAGUUUUUUUUUCUGAGCAAAGUGCUAAAAAGAAAAGAAGAGUGGUGUGA
Messenger RNA from Brassica oleracea var. oleracea, 1236 nucleotides. Its product is annotated as putative F-box protein At1g57580. NCBI's taxonomy places the organism in Eukaryota, Viridiplantae, Streptophyta, Magnoliopsida, Brassicales, Brassicaceae. The coding region runs from base 1 to 1236 and encodes 411 amino acids. The record is from RefSeq and is a predicted model, not a curated record. The transcript has a single exon. Gene Ontology annotation, molecular function: protein binding.